UUUUUAAGUGUUUUUUAUAGCGCUGGUUGCUUGUUUGUCUCACAAAAACUGGCAACACUGGAGACCGGCUAGUAGAGAGAAGGUUCGGUAGAGCGCGAGGAGGGGAGGAGGGGGGGCGAGAGAGCGAGUGAACGAGAAAAAAAAAAGAGGGAGAGAGAGAGAGAGAGAGAGACGGCCGUCAGGGUCCGGGUGGCAAAGGGACGGAGGACACGGAGAGAGUAAGGCCCGACAGACGGAGAGAUCUUUGACCCGCUGAGCGAUUUGAAUGAGGCCGCGCCUGGCGUUUUCUGAGGAUCCUCUCCAUGUUUUGAGCCGCUCAGUAUUUUCAAUUCAGCAACUUGGUUUUUACCGCCAUGCCGUCCAACAGUCCCGCCGCCGCCGAGCCGCCCCAGACGCCAGAGAACGACGGCGCUAAAAACCUGGGCGAAGACGGAGCAGACCAGGACAGUCCAGAGGAGGGGACGCCAGCGAGCCCCCACAACAAGCGGAGAGUCGGCCGGCCCAGCAGGAAACGCAAGCAGCUGCUUCCUGAGAUGGCUGCCUCUGACCCCUGUGCAAAUGCCCCCCCAACUCCGCCUGAGGAGCCGGAGCCUUCCCCUUCCUCGCAGAAGAAGCGAAGGCGCCGGAAACUAGAGCAAAGUGAAAGGAAUAAAGACGAGACAGAUGAGAGAAACUGUGACUCCCCCAGAGAGAUUGAGACUGGCAGGCUCCGGAGGAGGCCAGUCCCCAGAGUGACUUUCCAGGCUGGGGAUCCGUUUUACAUCAGCAGGAGGCAGAAGGAAGAAUGGCUCAGCCGCUGGAAGAUGGAGGCAGAGCGACGGGCGUACAGAGAGGCGGAGAUUAAUAUGAUGGACGACCUAUCAGAGAACGGCUUUCAAAAAGAGGAGGAGCCAGCCAGCCCGGCCCCUCCCCCCUCACAACAACACACAGAUCCGGCCUCGCCGACGGUAGCCGUGACGCCGGAUCCAGUUGCUAGGGGAGACCAGGCUAUGCCCAACGAGAUUGAAUAUCAGGAUGGCCGGGGUUUUGGGAUCGGAACAUUAGUGUUCGGGAAGCUGCGAGGCUUUUCUUGGUGGCCCGGCCGGAUCGUUUCCUGGUGGAUGAGCGGCCGGAGUCGAGCUGCAGACGGCACUCGCUGGGUGAUGUGGUUCGGUGAUGGAAAAUUCUCUGUUGUUUGUGUGGAGAAGCUGAUGCCCCUGAGCUCUUUCUCGUCUGCUUUCCACCAGCCAACAUACAACAAGCAGUCCAUGUACCGGAAGGCCAUCUUUGAGGCUCUCCAGGUUGCCAGCGUGCGAGCGGGGAGACCAGUUCCCGCCUGCGAUGCGAGUGACGAGGCUGAAGGUGUAGAACUUCAAACCAGACAGAUGAUUGAGUGGGCCAUGACCGGCUUCCUGCCUACCGGUCCACAGUCACUGGAUCCUCCAGAAGAGGAGCAAAAUCAGUUUAAGGAAGGGUACCUAGAGAUGUUGCCAGAACCUGAGGCAGCAUACACACCUCCACCUGCAAAGAAACCACGCAAGAACACAGCAGAGAAGGCAAAAAUCAGAGAGGUGAUCGACGAAGGGACCCGAGAGAGACUCAUACAUGAAAUCAAAAAGAAGACCAGGAAUAUAGAAGAUAUCUGCAUCUCCUGUGGAAGCCUCAACGUCUCUCUGGAGCAUCCUCUCUUCAUGGGAGCAAUGUGCCAGGGCUGCAAAAACUCGUUCCUGGAGUGCGCCUACCAGUACGACGAUGAUGGCUACCAGUCCUACUGCACCAUCUGCUGUGGAGGCAGGGAAGUGCUCAUGUGUGGAAACAACAACUGCUGUAGGUGUUUCUGUGUGGAGUGUGUAGACCUGCUGGUUGGAGCCGGCUCAGCGGCGGCGGCGAUCAAAGAGGACCCCUGGAACUGCUACAUGUGCGGACCCAGGAGCACCUAUGGAUUACUGCGGCGACGGGAUGACUGGCCCAUCAGACUACAGCACUUCUUCGCCAACAAUCACGAGCAGGAGUUUGAACCUGCCAAAUUGUACCCUCCAGUCGCGGCAGAGAAGAGGAAACCAGUCAGGGUCCUCUCCCUAUUUGACGGCAUUGCCACAGGUCUGCUGGUGCUGAAAGAUCUGGGCAUCCAGGUCGACAAGUACGUCGCAUCCGAAGUCUGUGAGGACUCGAUCACUGUCGGCAUGGUUCGGCACCAGGGACGCAUCAUGUAUGUGGGGGACGUACGCAAUGUAACCCGCAAGCAUAUCGACGAGUGGGGGCCGUUUGACCUGGUAAUCGGAGGAAGCCCCUGUAACGACCUGUCCAUAGUCAACCCUGCAAGGAAAGGCCUCUACGAGGGCACCGGACGGCUGUUCUUCGAGUUUUACCGUCUGCUCCACGAGGCUCGGCCCAAACCAGGAGACGAGCGGCCGUUCUUCUGGCUCUUCGAGAACGUGGUCGCUAUGGGAGUCAGCGACAAACGCGACAUCUCACGCUUUUUAGAGUGUAACCCAGUGAUGAUCGAUGCCAAGGAAGUCUCUGCUGCCCACCGCGCUCGCUACUUCUGGGGAAACCUGCCAGGCAUGUCCAGACCUCUGACGCCAAUGGCAAAUGACAAACUGGACUUACAAGAGUGCCUUGAGCACGGCCGCACAGCUAAGUUUGAGAAGUUGCGUACGAUAACGACACGCUCCAACUCUGUGAAGCAGGGGAAAGACGAGCAUUUCCCCGUCUACAUGGACAACAAGGAGGACAUCCUCUGGUGCACAGAGAUGGAAAGAUUGAAGAGUGAUAGCAGAACAGAUGACCAUGGUGAUGAGAGAGAGAGAGACGGAGGGGAGAGAGGAGGUGCAGCAGUUAAAGAGAAAGAGCAGAAAGUAGGUGACCAGAGAGAGAGGGAGAGAGAACACAUGGAGAGACAGAUGACCAGGGUGUUCGGUUUCCCCGUCCACUACACUGACGUGUCCAACAUGAGUCGUCUGGCGAGGCAAAGGCUGCUGGGUCGUUCCUGGAGCGUCCCCGUCAUCAGGCACCUCUUCGCCCCGCUCAAGGAGUACUUUGCCUGCUAUUAAUUACAAACCAACUGUCUCUCUCUCUCUCUCUCUCUCUCUCUCAGACACAAACACACAAAGAGACACACACAUGCUGGUAACGGCAAACAGGAUACAGUUCGUACACGAAAGGUUGGCUGAUGCAGAAUGACACAGACUGGACAAACACCCACGAACCAACACACAGACCGCACACAAGUAAUGUAGACCACUGGCUGACCUUAGUCCCCUGGUGCUACCCUGCUGAUUUAUAUACACAAACACACACACACACACACACAGGGUUUCUGUACUGUAACUCAUACGUAAACUUCCUGUCCAACCUUGAAACUGAUGUCUUCUGGCUUUACCGUGCCGCAGUAGUUGGAAGUUACGACCUCCAGGGGGCGCAAAAGUAACAAAACAGCUUUCUGUUUUUUUUUAAUAUCUCUCCAAGUACAUAAACACACCAAUAAAUCCUCCUGCCCUCAACACUCAACUGUAUUAGAGCUUAGUGACAGUUCUGGCAGUGCAAUGAACUAAAAUAUAUCCAAAAAACAUGAACACAUAAUAGUUAAUGCUCGUGGUGCUAAUGGAGCCCGAACGGUGCCACUUAAACACAACACUUCUACAGGUUUUGGUGCUCUUAGAGGCUAAACAGUCUCUGUUUUUGUUGUUGUUGUUGUUUUAGUCGCUGCAUUGUUUAUGUUUCCCUGAGACAAACUAAACCUUUUUGCAUAGCAAAAAA
Molecule: messenger RNA, 3738 nt
Organism: Fundulus heteroclitus (mummichog)
Lineage: Eukaryota; Metazoa; Chordata; Actinopteri; Cyprinodontiformes; Fundulidae
Product: DNA (cytosine-5)-methyltransferase 3A
Exons: 24
Coding region: 354-3032 (892 amino acids)
Biological process (GO): negative regulation of DNA-templated transcription
Cellular component (GO): cytoplasm; nucleus
Molecular function (GO): methyltransferase activity
Source: RefSeq, a predicted model, not a curated record